Messenger RNA from Strongylocentrotus purpuratus (purple sea urchin), 378 nucleotides. Its product is annotated as venom allergen 5-like. The transcript has 3 exons. The record is from RefSeq and is a predicted model, not a curated record. Lineage: Eukaryota; Metazoa; Echinodermata; Echinoidea; Camarodonta; Strongylocentrotidae. The coding region runs from base 1 to 378 and encodes 125 amino acids.
AUGAUCUGUGCAUUGAGUCUCGUGCUUGGUUUGGCAGUCUUACAGGGUGGUAAUGGACUCACCGACGAUGAGAAAUCACAAAUCCUGGCUAAACAUAACGAGUUCCGUAAUGAAGUACAACCACCUGCUGCAAACAUGUUAGCUCUGCGAUGGAGCGAGAAGCUUGCAAAUGAUGCACAGUCGCGGGCUAACACAUGCACAACACCGGGAGGCAUGAGCGUCGCCAUGGUGGACAUCACAAGAAGUUUUGUUUCGAUUAUUGAUUCGUGGAAUAAUGAGAAGGAAAAUUAUGACUUCAACCUCAACAUCUGUUACAGUACCUGUGAUCAAUACACUCGGGCUGAAGGUCGUCGACCCAUGACACCCCUGUCAACCUGA